Messenger RNA from Hypanus sabinus (Atlantic stingray), 1495 nucleotides. RefSeq names its product MICOS complex subunit MIC26-like. NCBI's taxonomy places the organism in Eukaryota, Metazoa, Chordata, Chondrichthyes, Myliobatiformes, Dasyatidae. The record is from RefSeq and is a predicted model, not a curated record. Bases 389 to 922 code for a protein of 177 amino acids. Gene Ontology annotation, biological process: cristae formation. The transcript is spliced from 10 exons. Gene Ontology annotation, cellular component: MICOS complex.
CGCGGGACGCGGCCUGCGGGUGGGUGGGCCAGAUAGAGGUGUGGAAACAAUCCCAACAGUCGGUGGAUGGUGGGAAGUAGGUUUCAGUGCAGGACAGUCCUUGACUUGUGGAGUCAGCAGCUGCACUGGUGCGAGAAUUCCGGUUCCAUUUUACUGGCACCUGGACAGGGCGGUGUGGAUAGGAAAGGGUCAAACGCAGAUUGUGGGAGUGGAAAGGUUCCACACAUACCUGGGACUCGUUCCAAUGCCUGUGUUCGCACAGAGUAACAAAGACAUGAAAGGGAUUCUCAAAGUUGAUCAGGGAGCACGACAUCCCAUCCACAAGCAUCUGAGGUCAACAUGAAGCAUCCCUGCUUACUGACUGGAGCAGCAAAUCAAUAGGCUGUUGAUGGCCAUGUUAUCGCUUUAUACAACCCCAACUAAAACUUCGCAUUUUGAGGAAGCAAAACCAACUCAUCUUGAAGAGAGCAUCUCUGUUUUACGGAAGUCAGCAGAACCGUAUAUCACUCAGUAUCAGGGUGUUUACAAGGAUCUUAAGCCUAAAAUAGAAAAAACUGUUCAGCUUGGAAAAGAUGGCUAUACCUUUCUGAAUAAUCCUCCACCUGGAUUCUACCCACGGACUGGAGUCAUUGCACUUGCUGGUGUGGCUGGCCUUCUGCUUGCUGGAAGGGGUUCCCGUGUAAGGAAAGUGUUUUACUCAUGUGGGUUUGUAACUGCUUGUGCCUCUCUGUAUUAUCCUCAACAAACUGUUGAAAUUGCAAAGGCUACUGGUUCAUCACUUUAUGAAUUGUCCAUGCAAACAUAUUUAACAAUUGAAUCUCUGUGGAAGAAAUUCAGAGAUCAGAAGCCAGGAGCUUCCCCAAUACCAGGGAAUAGUCAGGUUACCAAGGUUCAAAUAUCAGAUGCAAAAAGUUCCUCUUAAAAGUACAGAUGUUGCCUGACCCACUGAGUUCCUCCCGCAGAUUGUUUAUGGCUCCAAAUUCCACUAUCUACAUCCCUUGUGUUAAGAGCACCCCAGAGCUUCAGGCAAUGCCAGCCAGAGGAGACAGACACCUCCACCACAGUGUGGUUGACAGAAGUCCAACUCUCGCCUCUCCUGCCUUACGAGCAGAAUUCUUCAACAUAAUUUCUCCCUAAUACUGAUGGCCCUACAACCUCCAGCAAGUACUCUGUGGCAGACAAGUGUCAAGUGAAACUCGGCUUUCCAAUGUCACCUGAAUCCUCCUCACCCUGGCACCUAACCAGGAAAGAACUGUCUGAUACUUUCGUAAAGAUACUGACCCCAAAUUAUUUUCUGAUAGGUGGACUAAUUUAAAAGGUUUAUUUCAAGGAACAAAGCUAUGAGUGAAGUAGUAUUUCUUGUGAAGCAAGAUAAGCCUGAAUGAUUGUUGUUCAAUUAAUCACACUUUAUUGAUGAGUUAAAUAAUCAGAAAUUUAUUUUUGCUUGGAAAUCUGUAUAUUCAAUAUAAUCUAAUAAAACACAAUUAAAGAGCGA